Siniperca chuatsi (mandarin fish) is the source of this 2979-nucleotide messenger RNA. RefSeq lists its product as uncharacterized. The transcript has 6 exons. NCBI's taxonomy places the organism in Eukaryota, Metazoa, Chordata, Actinopteri, Centrarchiformes, Sinipercidae. The record is from RefSeq and is a predicted model, not a curated record. Bases 32 to 766 code for a protein of 244 amino acids.
UGUAGCACCAGACAGUGCUGAUAAUGAAUACAUGACAAUGGAGGCUGACAAAUCAUCAGAACAUGACGAUACUUAUGAAAAUGGAGAUACACUUGUUUUUGAUUUAAAAGGAAAAGAGGAUUCAAUAGUGCAUGAAUCAGGCCCUAAUUCAAGACGACAGAAGAAAGGAGAAUUGAAAAAUGAGGAAGUUGCAACUACGAGAUCGCUGCAAAACACCCCAAACCCAAAUACUAAACGACCCCCCAUCCGCCCUCUACCAGACAGAUACAUCACUAUGAGAUGCCCUCCAGCGAAUGCAAACAGUGGACGAGGAAUGAAGCAACCACUCCAAUUAGUUUUCUUCAGGUGUACUACAGUGUGUCUGGUGUUGCUGUGUAUUCUGUUACUCGGAGGGCUGCUUGGUCUGAUCUUCUACAAUGGCACAUUGUCUGAGACUCAUAAGACAAUGAUUAGAAACGUAGACAAACAACUUCAGAAAAUAAAUGACACAUUGUCUGAGAUACUGAAUGAAAAAGUAGUCAAACUACUUGAGAAAAUAGACAAUCUGAGAAACCUCUCCAGAUCAAUGUACCACAUUUCCAACAAAGAAGACUAUGAUUGUUUAACUGGCCAGGACCUGUUCAUACUAAAUCAUGAAGUGCUUGAGUGGCAAAUGAAAGGAAAAUCAUUUCAUCUGGGUCGCAAGAGCUCAGAAAAUGGAAAAUGCAGAGUCCCAUUCUCCUGGAAAUGCACAAGUAGCCUUGCUGGAAAUGCAUCUACAAUAUAAAGGGAUGACCACUUGUUCAGGUCAUACUUCCUUCAAGUUAUAAUGUGUUGAUUAUUUGUCAGUAUGUUUUUGGGUUUAUUUUGUGCUAUUUAUUGUACAGGUGUGAUAUAUUAUGUUCUGCCAUAUAUUCCUGCUUUUUAGCAAUUCAUCUAUAUAUACACUCAUGUCCAACUCCAUAAAGGGCAGUUUGAAGAUGUUUACUAAUAAAUGGUUUUCAAUCUUUACCUAAGUGUGCAAGAUUUUUUCCAGUGUUUUCAAAGCCAAGGAAAUCUACUUUUGAAUGUUAGAGGGAAAGAUACACAUACUAAACUGUCUGUGGGUUUUCUUGAUGUACCAGAGCUGUAAAAUGAGUGUGGACAGUUCAACACAUACCAGGAUGUUGUGAUUUUUUUAAAAUUAGCAGUGGGAGAAGUUGGUAGUUAGUUGCAUUUUAAUAUAUUUUAUGUUGUUAAUAAUGUGGAUUUAUUACUUAAAUUAGUUACUAUCAAUUCUAAUUAAAGGUACAAUAUAAAACCAUGUCCCAUUUAUACUAUAAUAGCAAAGGUAGAAAACUCAUUCAUUCACAAACUGCAUUUGUUAAGUGUCUCCCAUAGGGGGCAUAAUAGUAACAUAACUCCAUCUAUUGUAUUAUGCAUGGCACUUUAUCACUUACAUAAUUGCAAACAGGCACCAUUAGCAUUUGGUUUAAAUCUUGACUUAAAGUUGAUGAUGCUUAUAUGAAUUUCCAUGCCUAUAGCAAUAAUCAGUAAUACAAUAUUGAGAAAGCAAUGUUGAUGCAGCUACAAACCAGUGAUGCCAGUGUUUAGACAUCAGUGGAAACUGGCAAACGUGUACAGGUAAUUGUGUUGUUUCAUCUUGUUUUUAGUCUCCCAUACAUUUUCACAUAUAUUGAGCGCACACACAGAAAAAAGACGACACAGGCAGUAUCUCUGCAUGAACGCACAUAAACACACACGCACCCUGACAUUGUGUCUUUCCAUUCAGCCAUGCAGGCAACAGGAAGGGGAAACGCUACUUCCUGUGGAAGAAUGGGUGGAGGGGGCGGUGGUCACUGAGUGUACCCGACUGUGUUUGUUUGUGUGUGUGUGUACAGUAUACUGUGAAUAUAUGUGUGAGUUUAUACUACAGCUCCAUCUGUCUUUUCUACUACUAUUGUCUCAGGAAUUAUUGGUUCAUAUCAACCUGCAGUGUUGACACAACUUUGCCUUUGGGUGGUCACUGAAGCUGCCCCUGGGCCCUCAUGUUGACACCAGUCAUUGCACUUGGUUCUUAACACCAGUGAUUUGUGACACUGUGAGUGGGAGGAUUUGGACCAUGGGCCCCAUUCUCCCUUGGCUACACUUUUGUCACACUAACAAUAGCAUCUGUGAUUUAACACAUUUUCCUGUGUAAGGGUUGGGUUGUUUUUGUCCAAAUUAGAGGCAACGAGCUGAACAUGUGUAGUUAUUAAGUUUUAGUUAUGAUAGUUCUGAAGCCAAUUUCAGUUCAAAACAAAUUUGUUUUGCAAGUAGUUAUAUCUGCCAGACUGGGAUCAUACAGCAUUAUGAUGCAAAUGUUAUAAAAAAUAAAAUGUGACAACAUAAGGCAAAUAGUGCAGUGCAUGAUAUUUGGUAGGUGAAAGACAAAAACAAACAGGAAGGAAGGGUCAGGGAAUGAUGAUGUAUGUUUUUAGUGGGCAAAACCCUGAGGGGUUAAAGGUUUUGAUAAGAACUAGUAGAGCAGAGCACUGUAAGACUGCAGAGUUGAUACAGUAUAAUGUCCUCAGCUAUACUUAUUCAGCAGCAAAGCUCCACAGACUACAGUAAGGUACAGGAGGGCAGGGAGGGUUGUGGAGCAGAGCAGCAGAGGGCAGCACACAGCUAUGGGAAGGGCAGGGAGGCAAUAUGGGUCAAUUAUGGGAACAGCACUGUGACAAGAGAUGACUGGGGGGGAAGAGUUGAGGCAGAGUGGAAAACAGCUGAAUAAUAUGAGAGAGACAGUGGCAGAACAGAAAAUAUCAGUCUACAGCGAGUCCCAGCCCAAGGGAGAGGAUGGUUUGGGAUAAAGCCUGUGAAAAAGAAGUGGUGUAUGUUUGUGUGUGUGGUGGUUGUACAAGGGUGGGAGGCCUUAGCUUGUUACUGUGAAUGACAGUAAUGAUAAUAGUCUGUGACUGCAUCUCCUGCGUGAGUGUGUUACUGUGCAUGUGUGUGUGCACGACAGAGACAAAGACAACG